UUAAUAUAAAGUGUCGUUUCGUUUUGUAUCCAUUCAUUGGGACUGACGAUAGUGACAGUUUACAUUUAGCUACCCAUUUUUUUAUAAUCUAAUCUAUUGCUAAAGAUUUUAUCAGUGCAUUUUUAUAACCAAUACUCUUCGCUGCAGCGGCUUUUAUAUCUAUCCAACCAUCAGCCAUAUGACGCGAAGCCAGCGCCCCAUAGAUCUGAUAUCUAAUUAGUGAUAAACAAACAGACAGUAUGUCUUCGAAAGCGAUAUACGAAGCGACCGGCAAGGACCUCAUAAAUAGACAUAUAGCGCCGGGAACGGCGUUGGUGCCGAGUCGUUUCGCUACUUUCGAACAGAGCACAGUGUGGGAGGACGAGCUAGGGAAGAACCCAUGGCUCGCCAAGGAGCAACUAGUAGUGAAGCCCGACCAGCUGAUCAAGCGGCGCGGCAAGCUGGGCCUCGUUGGGGUGAACAAGACGGCGGCUGAAGUGCGCAAGUGGCUCAGCGAGUACAUGGGCCGCGAGCAGCAGGUCGGCGCCGCUGUUGGCAAACUGAGGCACUUCAUAGUGGAGCCGUUCGUCAAACACGACCAGAAUGAGGAGAUGUACCUGUGUAUCCAAUCAGGACGGCGCUCGGACACCAUACUGUUCCACCACCAGGGCGGUGUCGACGUGGGAGAUGUGGACGCGCUCGCCGUCAGGCUAGAGGUCCCUGUGGACACAUUCCCGUCCGGCGAGGAGAUCGAUCAGGUUCUCCUCAAGAAUGUCAAGUCACAAACGGUCAGAAGGAUACUGACCCUGUUCAUCCAUUCACUGUACCGUGUAUAUGUGGACCUGUACUUCACGUAUAUGGAAAUAAACCCCAUAGUGGUCACCAACGAGCGCAUCUACCUCCUGGACCUGGCGGCCAAGCUCGACCAGACGGCCGACUUCAUCUGUGCGAAGAGUUGGGGAGAGGUGGUGUUCCCCCCGCCGUUCGGACGGGACGCGUACCCCGAGGAGGCGCAUAUCGCUGAUCUGGACGCGAAGAGUGGGGCCAGUUUGAAGUUGACGGUGCUGAACAAGUCCGGCCGUAUAUGGACGAUGGUGGCGGGCGGCGGCGCGUCCGUGGUGUACACGGACACGGUGUGCGAGCUAGGGGGCGCUGCGGAGCUCGCCAACUACGGCGAGUACUCGGGCGCGCCCACCGAGACGCAGACCGCCGACUACGCCAAGACCAUCUUCAGCCUCAUGUGCCGGGAGAAGCAUCCCAACGGGAAGGUGCUAAUCAUCGGCGGUGGCAUCGCCAACUUCACAAAUGUCGCGGACACGUUCCGCGGCAUCAUCACCGCCAUAGAGACGUACAAGGACGCCCUCUUGCAGUACAACGUGACGAUAUUCGUAAGGAGGGGCGGGCCUAACUACCAGGAGGGGCUCAGACAAAUGCGCGAAGUGGGCCAGCGUCUACGCAUCCCACUGUACGUGUUCGGGCCAGAGACCAACAUGACGGCGAUCGUUGGCCUCGCGCUCGGCCACUCGCCCAUACCCAAAGAACACCAGCUCGACUACGCGCCCAAGCAGUUGCCCAAGCCGCAACCUCACCCCAAACCCAAACUGGAGAUACCCGAGUUAACUCACAAGCUGUUGGAUCUGGUGUGUUCACAAGCGCCCACAAAGAUGGACCUCGGACAGCAAAUGUCGACAGGGAAGCCACUUUUCUCGGAUCGCACCAAGGCGAUCAUAUGGGGCAUGCAAAACAGAGCUAUACAGGGUAUGCUCGACUUCGACUAUAUAUGUCGACGGUCGGAGCCGUCGGUAGUGGCGAUCGUGUACCCGUUCACCGCCGACCACAAGCAGAAGUACUACUUCGGCAACAAGGAAGUCUUUAUACCAGUGUUCUCCGACAUGGACGUGGCCAUGCGCAAGCACCAGGAGGCGACGGUGCUCGUCAACUUUGCCUCGCUGCGCUCCGCCUACGACUCCACGCUGCAGGCGAUGCAGCACCCACAGAUCAACACAGUGGUGAUCAUAGCCGAAGGCAUACCUGAGAACAUGACGAGGAAGCUCAUCAAGUUGGCAGACGCCAGAGGGGUGAACAUAAUCGGGCCGGCGACGGUGGGCGGCAUCAAGCCGGGCUGCUUUAAGAUCGGCAACACGGCCGGCAUGAUCGACAACAUUGUCGAGAGCAAACUGUACAGGCCCGGCAGCGUGGCGUACGUGUCGCGUUCGGGUGGUAUGAGCAACGAGUUAAACAACAUACUGUCCAAGCAUGCGGACGGCGUGUGCGAGGGGGUCGCCAUCGGCGGCGACAGGUACCCGGGGACGACCUUCAUCGACCAUCUACUCAGAUUCGAAGCGGACCCGGCGGUGAAGAUGCUAGUGCUGCUGGGCGAGGUGGGCGGCGUGGAGGAGUACCACGUGUGCCGCGCCAUCCGCGACGGACUCAUCACCAAGCCCAUGGUCGCCUGGUGCAUCGGCACCUGCUCAGACAUGUUCACGUCGGAAGUACAGUUCGGUCACGCGGGUUCGCUCGCGGGCUCUGCCCUCGAGAAGGCGGUCGCGAAGAACGCCGGCCUCCAGGCGUACGGCGUCACGGUGCCGGAGUCGUUCGACGGGCUCGGCGACGCCGUCAACAAGGUGUACAAGAGUCUGGUCAAUGCGGGCAAGAUCAUCGUGAAGGAGGAGGUGGAGCCGCCCAAGGUGCCCAUGGACUACGAUUGGGCGAGGAAACUGGGCAUCAUUAGGAAACCUGCGGCGUUCAUCAGCACCAUCUGUGACGAGCGCGGCCAGGAGCUGAGCUACUGCGGCGUGCCCAUCAGCCAGGUGCUCGAGCGGCAGCUCGGCGUCGGCGGUGUCAUCAGUCUGCUCUGGUUCCAGCGCGAGCUGCCCGAGUGGGCGUGCAAGUUCUUCGAGCUGGUGCUUAUAGUGACGGCGGACCACGGGCCGGCCGUCUCCGGCGCACACAACACCAUGGUCACUGCUAGGGCCGGCAAGGACCUCAUCUCCUCCGUCGUCAGCGGCCUGCUCACCAUAGGCGACCGGUUCGGCGGCGCGCUGGACCGCGCGGCGGCCGACUUCUGCGCGGCGUACGACCGCGGCCUGCACCCGCAGGAGUUCGUCAACGACAAGCGGGCGCGCGGCGAGCUCAUCAUGGGCAUCGGACACAGGGUGAAGUCAAUCAACAACCCGGACUCGCGCGUCCGCGAGCUGAAGGCGUACGUGACGUCACGGUGGCCCGCGUGGCCCGUGACGAGGUACGCGCUCGACGUGGAGGCCAUCACCACCCGCAAGAAGCCCAAUCUCAUACUGAACGUGGACGGCAUCGUCGCCGCCGCCAUGGUUGAUCUGUUCCGCCAUUGUCAGCUGUUCACAGCCGAGGAAGGCAACAACUACAUCAAUAUGGGAUCCAUUAAUGCACUGUUCGUGCUUGGCCGCACCAUAGGCCUUGUUGGCCACUACUUAGACCAGAAGAGGAUGAAGCAACCCCUAUACCGCCACCCAUGGGACGAUAUCACCUAUAUGUCGCCGCUGAAUUGAGCGGCAGCACGCGAGAUACGUGUCAGCAUGCGUUAACAUGCGUCAGCACCCGUUAGCAUGCGUCCGGCGGUCAGAGGUUUGGUUAGUCGACCGCUGUUCCCUUAGUUCAUAAUAGGUUACAUGAUUGUAGAUAAUUUUCUAUAUUUAAUUAAUUGUAAUGUAAGAAAUUGUGUGUAGGGCUUUAUUGUGACAAUUUUAAAUUUAUUUUGUAUGUGCCGCGUUAUGAAAGAAGAAAAAAAUGCAUGCGUGUGAAUAAAUUUUUGUCUAUGUCAUGCUGUAAAAUUAUAUAAAAUUGCAUUAAAAAUAUAAGAAAAAGAAAACAUAUUCUUUAUCUACCUAUUGAAUAUUAUUCCAAUUUCAAAUAUGCAAUUUUAAAAAUGGAAUUAGUAAUCUUAAUUUCAUUUUAUUAUAUACCAUAAUUAUGAAAUGUUCGAUCAAUAAAAAAGUAAAAAUAAAAAAUAUAUUAUCUAUGUGCCUCAUUCUUUUUUUAACAUUGCAUACAUUAAAAAAAAACUAGAAAUAUGACUGUAAGAAUUAAAUUUACCUAACAAUAUUUCUAUUUUUGCGCUUUAUUUUUAUUUUUUUAAUAUAUCCUUGAGUAAUAGACAUAAUCUUAUUUUUUACUUAUUGUUUUCAUUUCUCAUAUGGGACAUAGAUAAAUAACCUAUUGUUCUAAAUUUGAAUUUCUUUUACAACUUGAUAAAUAUCCAAACCUCUGUACUUGUCAACUAUAUAAUAACUCUAGCUAAUAAUUAAAACGUUUCAAGUCCCAACGGUGGGCACCGGCCCUGUAACUUCUUAAUAAAUACACAUGUAUUAUUUAUUUUUCUAUUAAAUAGACAAUGCUCAAAUCAAAACAUAAGCAAAAAUAAUGCACGUGUAAUACGUUCCAAUAGAACUUAAUGUAAAUGUAAUCCAAUUGUUAUUAAAUAUUAACAUAGAAAUGAAUUUGGUAACAAAUGGAUACAUUCAAUCCAUUGUUUUUUUUUUAUAUUUGGACGUCAGCAGAGUGUCUAUAGGCCACCCCUUCCUUUCUCGUGGGUGUCGUUAUAGGCGACUAAGAAAAGGCGAGGGAUAGGCAGCAGCGUCCUUAUUAAAACAUUCCUAAAAACACUGCGGUUGCCAAUCCGCCUGCCACGAGUAGCAACUAUUGGCAAAACCCCUUAGUGGGAGACUUUUGUUCAACAGUGGACUUAAAAAUUUGAUAUGAAAUUGAGUAUCUUAUGAUCGGGUCGGUUUUACGUUUGUUUACGUUUUCAUUCCCAUCAUCAUCAUAUCGGCCGUUAAUUGUCCACUGCUGGACAUAGGUCUAUUAUUCCUACUAUUAUGAGGUUUUGCCAGUAGUUGCCGCGCUUGACAAGCGUAUCGGGCUGUAUUUAAGCUUUGGUGAUGUUUAAAAAGAGACAUUGCUGCCUAUCCUUCGACUAUAAGUUUCCCUUAGUCCCCUCUUACGACACCCACGGGAAAGGAAGUGGUGGCCUGUUCUAUACCGGGACCACAUGGCCAAUAUUUUCAUUAGUUCUAUUGAAAUGGACUAUAUUGGUGUGAUCACAUCUGUAUUGUCAAUUUUCAAGUAUAAUUAAUCAGUUUUCAAUAUUUCUGAAUGAUUUAUACAAAAUGUGAUCCGGAGGAUGUUUUCCUAUAAGAGCAAAUAUUUCUUUUAUUACUUAAGAGCGAAUAGCGAACAAACUACAGUGCUGCCUCUGCAGUGCGAUUUAGGAACUAAUCUAUUACUAUUAUGAAUUCUCCUUUUAGUCACUAAAUUGUAAAUUGUGCUGUUUGUCAUAGAAAGAAACAUUAGGAAGCAUUAAAUUUGAAAUUCGUUACAGGGAAUACAUUAAUUUGGACAAAUGGUAAAUUAUGUUUUGUUUUGUCAAAAUAUUAACAAAUUAUUGUUUUGAUCCUUCGAGUCAGAUUAUUCGGCUCGAAGGACCAAACCGAACUAUAGUUUGUUAUCAUACACCGGACUUAUGAAAUAACGAACUUUAAGUUCGUUAUUUUACAGUUACAUAAGAAAAAUUAUGUUAAUUAAUUAUUAAUUAAGUUAAUAAUAAUAAUAAUUUAUUGCUCCAUUAAGUUUACAAAAUAAGAUUUUUAAUCUUAUAUUAUUCUGUUUAGUUUAUUAACUUCAUCGAAACAUACUAUCGCGUUUCGUCGUCUUGUUACUGCAAGCAUUAUGAUAAAUAAAAAAAAAAAACCAACUACAUUAAUACCAUAGACAAUAUUAAAAAAAUGUCUGUGGUCACCAAUUUUUUUUUUAAUGUAAUACAUCCUAUCCUAUUAUAUUAUGCAUAUAGUAUAAGUACAUUAAAGAUCUGUUAAAUUUAAAAAGAUAUGUUUGUUCUGUGUGUGCGAGCGAGACGGCGAAUAUGUGUACAUUUCUCACAAGGGAUAAUUGGGGUUGAUUUAGUUUUUUUGUUUUUUUUUUUUAUAGGAAAAAUGUUAGUGUAAAUUGGAUGUAACAUAGAAAAACCCACAGAACGCAUUAUACUAGUAAAUAAAUAAAUAAAUACGAUUAAGUGCACUUUAAAUGUUUUUAUAUGUUUAAAUAUAAUAUUGUAGAACUAUAACAAAUGUAUUAAAAUUGGAUGAAUAAAAAUAUGUAGCAAUUAA
This is a messenger RNA of Galleria mellonella (greater wax moth), 6116 nucleotides long. It is a transcript of the gene ATPCL, whose product is annotated as ATP-citrate synthase. Gene Ontology annotation, biological process: acetyl-CoA biosynthetic process; fatty acid biosynthetic process; tricarboxylic acid cycle. NCBI's taxonomy places the organism in Eukaryota, Metazoa, Arthropoda, Insecta, Lepidoptera, Pyralidae. Gene Ontology annotation, molecular function: ATP citrate synthase activity. Gene Ontology annotation, cellular component: cytosol. The transcript has 23 exons. Bases 240 to 3503 code for a protein of 1087 amino acids. The record is from RefSeq and is a predicted model, not a curated record.